AUGCGGAGAACACAGAUGACUUACGAACACCAGGCGAUGGCGAAGUUUGGCGAAGCGGCGGUCACACGAAGCAUCGUCGCGCGUACCCGCAUUGAGGGUUCGGGGUGGGGCAUGCACGCGACACCAAGACCAAGGGUGAACGGGCAGACCACAUCGGUGCUCUUUCUUGACACCGAGGGCUUUGAGAGCGUUGGCAAGUCCUCCGUCUACGAUGACAGGAUAUUUGCCCUCGCUACAGUGUUAAGCUCAGUGCUGAUAUACAACCUUGCAGAAACGGUGAAGGAGGCGGAUAUAGCCAAGCUGUCAUUCGCUGUUGAACUGGCAGAAGAGUUCUAUGGCAGGUGGGUGGGAAAGCCAGGGUGGGGGAUGAGUGGGGAAAGGGUAAAGGGGGAUGGGGGAGGGGAGGGACAAGCGUGCAGGGGUCGAGACGAGGUGUUCACACCAGCCAAGCUGCUAUGGCUCAUCCAAAGAGACUUUCUAGAGGGUAAGACGGUGCAGGAGAUGGUGCGGGGGGCACUGCAGCCGGUGCCAAACCCAGAGGGAGACAAGGACGUGGAUCAAGUGAACCUCAUCCGCCAGUCGCUCAACCUCAUGGCCGCCAACAGCACUGCCUUCGGGCUGACCCAGAGGGGGACAAAGGACGUGGAUCAAGUAAACCUCAUCCGCCAGUCACUCAAUUACAUGACCGCCAACAGCACUGCGCUUGGGUUGACCCAGCCCCACCUUGCACGAACGCGGCUGUGCGAGCUAUCAGACGACGAGCUGGACCCCAAGUACGUGCGCCAGCGCAACCAGCUGCGUGAAGUGCUGUCAUUCCUUCUAACCAUCCCCAACCCUUCCCCCUGUCUCCCAUCAGCCGCACCUCGUGAGGACACGUCUGUGCGAGCUAUCAGACGACAACCUGGACCCCAAGUACGUGCGUCAGAUGCUAUCAGCGCUACCAGUCCCUUAAAUGCUGCCAAUCCUUCCCUCUAUUCUCCACCCGUUUCCCUUCCCUCCCAUCAGCCGCACCUGGCAAGGACGCGGCUGUGCGAGCUGUCAGAUGACGAGCUCGACCCCAAGUACGUGCGACAGCGCAACCAGCUGCGGCAGCUGGUGGCAUCACUGGUGCAGCCCAAGAUAGUGUCAGGGAGGCCAGUUACUGGGGAGGAGUUUGCAGACCUGCUAGAGAAGGGUCUGAGCGCACUCAAGCGGCUGCAGCAGCUGGUGGCGUUUCCGGUGCAGCCCAAGAUAGUGUCAGGGAGGCCAGUUACUGGGGAGGAGUUUGCAGACCUGCUAGUGAAGCUGCGGCAGCUGGUGGCAUUGCUGGUGCGGCCCAAGAUUGUAUCGGCGAGGUCAGUCACUGUGGAGGAGUUUGCUGACCUGCUUGAAAAGACCCUGAACGCGCUGAACAACUGGCACAUCCCAACAGCCAGCUCCGUGACCCUGAACGCACUCAACAAGGGGCACAUCCCAACAGCCGGCUCAGUGGUCGAUGCAUUCAACCGGGCCGUUCAAGACAAGUGCCUCGCGCUCUACCACCAGGCCAUGCGCCACCUGCUCCUGCCAGCAGACGAGGUGGUGCUGGUAGCGGCUCACCGCAACGCCAGUGGCGAAGCCGUGGCGGCAUUUGAGAGGGAGAGGUUUGGAGGGAAGAGUGUGGAGGACGCAGUUCGACCUCUGAAGGAUGAGCUGAGGACUGCUCUCUCUCCGCCAUGCUAG
Messenger RNA from Closterium sp. NIES-65, 1701 nucleotides. The record is from the annotation of a GenBank genome assembly. Lineage: Eukaryota; Viridiplantae; Streptophyta; Zygnematophyceae; Desmidiales; Closteriaceae.